Lepisosteus oculatus (spotted gar) is the source of this 1992-nucleotide messenger RNA. It is a transcript of the gene rhoub, whose product is annotated as ras homolog family member Ub. Gene Ontology annotation, biological process: Cdc42 protein signal transduction; endocytosis; establishment or maintenance of cell polarity. Lineage: Eukaryota; Metazoa; Chordata; Actinopteri; Semionotiformes; Lepisosteidae. Gene Ontology annotation, molecular function: GTPase activity; protein kinase binding; GTP binding. The record is from RefSeq and is a predicted model, not a curated record.
GCCGCGCUUCUGCCAGUGCUCGUGCGCUCGAGGAGGUUUGCACAGCAGGGAUAUCUUUUAACACAUAGUUAGUCUUUCGGAAAUGAAUCCUCAAACUUGAAUUAUUUUCAUUUUACACCCGGUGUUUUUAAAUGAAAGCGGUUGUGCUCUAGAAUCGGCGUUUCUUCAUCUAUUCUGGGGAUUCCGCAGAAGCCGGUCCGUGGAGUGGUCUCGACAUGCCCCGUGACGCGCCCGUGGGUCAGCGGACAGCGGCUCCCCCGGUGCCGCCGCACAGGGCCCGGCCGGCCCGCCCGGGCGGCGCGCAGGAGCGGCCGCUGAAGUGCGUCCUGCUGGGGGACGGGGCGGUGGGCAAGACCAGCCUGGUGGUCAGCUACACCACCAACGGCUACCCCACGAAAUACGUGCCCACGGCCUUCGACGACUUCUCAGCGGUGGUGCAGGUGGACGGGACGCCGGUCCAGCUGCAGCUCUGUGACACCGCGGGGCAGGACGAGUUCGACAAGCUGCGGCAGCUGUGCUACCCACGCGCCGACGCCCUGCUGCUGUGCUUCAGCGUGGUCAGCCCGGCCUCCUUCCAGAACGUGUGGGAGAAGUGGGUCCCGGAGAUCCGCCGGUGCUGCCCGCUGGCGCCCGUGGUGCUGGUGGGCACCCAGUGCGACCUGCGGCAGGACGUGAAGGUGCUGAUCGAGCUGGCGCGGCGGCAGGAGCGGCCCGUGGCCGGGGGGGACGCCCGCGGGCUGGCCGACAAGCUGGGCGCCGUGGCCUACGUGGAGUGCUCGGCGCUGACGCAGAAGAACCUGAAGGAGGUGUUCGACGCCGCCAUCGCCGCCGGCCUGCGCUUCUCCGAGCGGCGCGCGCGCAAGGAGCGCCAGGUGCGCAGCACAGCCGACAAGAUGAAGACGCUGUCCAAGGCCUGGUGGAAGAAGUACGUCUGCGUGCAGUGACCCCGCGACCCCGCGGCAGGGGGCAGGGGGCAGGGGGCAGGGGCACGACCGUCCUCCCGCAGGGACCUGGGCACCCGGGGGUGGCCCUGUCACCACCGCCCCUCCGUCUCCAUCGCGUAUUUAUUUCACAAAGCUCACACAAAUGUUUUUCUCUCUCGGAAAAAUGCCCCGGUCAUGUCCUGUGGAUGAUUUUAUUUUGUAAUCGGAGCUGUGGUGAUUUGAAACAGCGGUGCGGGAAAUGAGAUCUGCGUCUGUCCGUUCUAAAAUGCAAAUCAGAUCGAACCUUCACAUUCCUCCGCGGUGUCCCUGCUCCAGCGCUCCCGUCCCUCCCCUGUCCUGUCCUCUUCUGACUCCACCCUCCAACCUCACUGACGGUCACUUCUCGUGUUCACUCCUGAAGAGCACCGUUCAAUCUCUGACCCUGUUAGCAUAGACUUACAAGCAUGUUGACUGUUGCUCAGGACAAGAGACCGAAGGCGUUCUGGACAGAUGGACAGAUGGGACCACAGUAUUGCUCCACACUUCUGUACAUACAGCCACUAAAAGAACUACAGGUAUUUCACCAGCAAUAAAUGUGGGUGAGAUAGGGAACUGUGAAUGAUCAUGUUGCUUCUCAUUUUUAAGAAGCUGUUCCUUUUUUUUUCUUCCUUUGGUGUUUUAUAAUGUGAUGCCAUGUGAAUGCUGAAGUUGCAGGCAGCCUGGGGCCCAUGUGACCCCCCAAAAGGCAGGCAGUGGCCAAUCGAAGUGGGGGAAUGGAUCCGAUUGGUCCGUAAUGGCCAGAGGAGCCUGUGGCCAAGCCAGUGGACUACACCUGCAGUCACAAGGGUUCUACAUGAGGCCCUGGACGGGCCCGGUUUGUCUUCUGCGUUGAGCCGCGGGUCUUACUGGACAAUAAGUGAUCAUGAGGUAUUCAGAUUGGCUCUUGCCUGCCUGUAGAACAAGUAGAAGCAGCAGCUGGUAUGUUGCUCAGUAGCCGGCAUCACCUUGGGAUGUACCUACCAGUCAGGUGUUCUUUGAUGCAAUAAAUAAAAAUCCUGAUAAAACUGUC